Lathyrus sativus (Indian pea) is the source of this 288-nucleotide messenger RNA. The record is from the annotation of a GenBank genome assembly. Lineage: Eukaryota; Viridiplantae; Streptophyta; Magnoliopsida; Fabales; Fabaceae.
AUGGGUGAUGCAUCAGCUCCUUCGCAAAGUGGGUUGAAUACUCUAUCAACCAAAACAAAAGGAAGAGGUUGCACCAGGAUGAAAAAGUUGCAACUUUUGACUGCACGGGAUGAGAGAAUACCAAUUGAUUUCAAUUCAGAUGGACAUCCUAUAGGGGAACUUGCAAAAGAUUUCAAGUAUCAUGUUGCUUGUCUCGCUCGAGAGAAAAUCAGUAUUCUGAUUGAUGAAUGGGAUAAGGUUGGUAGUGAAGACAGGAAAGAAAUUUGGAAAAGACUUGAGCAAAUAUGA